Molecule: messenger RNA, 503 nt
Organism: Pleuronectes platessa (European plaice)
Lineage: Eukaryota; Metazoa; Chordata; Actinopteri; Pleuronectiformes; Pleuronectidae
Gene: ly6d
Product: lymphocyte antigen 6 family member D
Exons: 3
Coding region: 91-327 (78 amino acids)
Source: RefSeq, a predicted model, not a curated record
GACUCAGUAAUUGAAUGGUAUGUGGGGUGUGUGACAACAAUAUGACUGUAUAAAAGAGCGUGAGGUUCGUACACAAAAGCAUUCGUCAACAUGAAGGUCCUGUGUAUUACACUGCUGCUCCUGCUGGUGUGUAGCACUCAAGUGCUCACACUCACAUGCAACACCUGCACCAGUGGCGCAGAUAUCCAAUGCAAGACUCCAGUCGAGUGCGAGCCGACAGAGGUUUACUGCAAAACUGUCAUGGAUGGCGAUCAGAUGGAUCGUACCUGUGAGCAAUUCUGUGAUCCGGACGAUUUCACAACCUGCUGCCAGGAGGACGAGUGCUAAGCCCAAGGCCUCGCUCGAAGAGCACUUUCACUUUCUGAUGGUUCACGGUCGUGUGGAAAAAUGAACCUCACAAAGAAUAUGAAAGACUAUUUGUUGGUUUAUCAAAUGUUAAGCUUUCAAUAAUCCUGCUAAUUUGUUUAGUCUUUGAAUAAAAGAAUGAACGCAUUAACAAAAAA